UUGUUUAUAACCACAUCUGGGUUACUCGGUUACCACAUUCUAAAGGGUGCUGUACAACACAUCAAAGGCGACAAUGGCGUAAACAUAUUUUUAUUCGGAGCAUGCGACCCAAUUAAUUAUCAAGACGACGUGGAUUUGUGUUCCGCCUCUAUUUUAACCUGGAGUUUAAUAGCUGGAGCGAAAAAACGCAUUGAUCUACUGACUAUUCCGAAUCGGCUGAUGGGAUUUCGUAAAUGGACACAUUCACAUAUUCAACGGCUAUUACUUUCAGUUUAUGCAUUGAUUACUACUUGUUUAAUUGCUAAUAAUUUAUCAAAAAAGACCGUCGAUAAUAAUGAUUAUUUGGCGAAUAUGAAAGAUCAGGGACAAGAUUCGCAUAUCUAUAAUUCUUACUUUCUCCCGUAUUAUGUAGCCAUGUAUUUGUACGUGAAAAGUAUUAUUGCAACGGCUUUUGAAAUUAAGAGUCACUUGGGAAGUGAUAAUCCGGAAAAAAUCGCAGUUGAUUAUC
Messenger RNA from Ambispora leptoticha, 508 nucleotides. Lineage: Eukaryota; Fungi; Glomeromycota; Glomeromycetes; Archaeosporales; Ambisporaceae. The record is from the annotation of a GenBank genome assembly.